AUGGGCGCAAAUGAUGCCGCAUACGGUGCUAUCAUUCCUUACCUUGAGGGAUACUACGAUCUAACAUAUGUUGUCGUCUCGCUAGUGUUUCUAUCUCCGAUCGGCGGAUAUAUCAGUGCUGCACUCCUCAACAACUGGCUGCACAUCCACUUUGGUCAACGGGGCAUUGCUUUCCUUGGACCUGUUUGCCAUCUAGUGGCCUACGUAGGCAUUGCCCUCCAUCCGCCAUACCCCGUUUUGGUGAUCUUGUUCAUCUUCUCGGGAUUUGGAAACGGCAUUGAAGACGCAGCCUGGAACGCCUGGGCAGGCAGUCUAGCGAAUGCGAACGAGGUUCUGGGAUUUGUGCAUGGGCUAUAUGGGCUGGGGGCUUUGCUUAGCCCGCUAGCUGCUACUAGCUUGAUUGCGAAGCGUGGAUGGCAAUGGUAUCAGUUCUACUACAUCAUGCUCGGUGGCGCCUGCAUUGAGCUUGCGACAUCGCUUUAUGCAUUCCGAUCGAGUUCAGGUCAAGUGUAUCGAGAAAAAUCGCUUCGCGCGAAUGCGGAAGGUGAGAGCCGUCUUAAGCAGGCACUCAGAAGUCGCGUCACCUGGAUUGCCGCUAUCUUCCUCUUCGGAUAUGUCGGAGCCGGUGGAGCGCUUGGAGGCUGGAUCGUUAUCUUCAUGCGCCGUGAAAGAGCAGGCGGCGAAUUCGAAUCUGGGGUUGUCGCGACCGGAUUCUGGACUGGCAUCGCUGCUGGCCGCCUUGUCUUGAGCUUCAUCACACCAAAGCUUGGCGAGAAGCUCGCUGUUCUGAUAUACAUUGUUAUCGCCAUCACAUGCCAACUCAUGUUCUGGCUCGUUCCAUCCUUCCACGUCUCAGCCAUCUUUGUCGCACUACAAGGCUUCUUCCUCGGUCCGCUCUUUCCAGCUGUCAUCGUCGCAGCGACUAAAGCUCUUCCGCCACAUCUCCAUAUCUCUGCGAUAGGCUUUGCUGCUGCGAUAGGUGUUGGCGGAGGUGCUGCGUUACCCUUUGCUAUCGGAUCGCUUGCUCAAACAAAAGGCCUUGGUGUCCUACAACCUAUCAUUCUGGCUGUUCUCGCAGCUCUCUUGGUUCUGUGGCUGUGCUUUCCGAAAUUGGAAAAGAGAAAGACGGAAGGAGGGGUGCCACUGCUCUCGCCAGAAGAACAAAGAAAAUGGUGGCUCAACGUCGAUAUUGAUCUUGUAGAGACCAUGAGACGCGUUCUGAGGAGGGCUGCGGGUGGCCAGAUGGUCGCAACUGCCUAG
This is a messenger RNA of Alternaria novae-zelandiae, 1260 nucleotides long. RefSeq lists its product as uncharacterized. NCBI's taxonomy places the organism in Eukaryota, Fungi, Ascomycota, Dothideomycetes, Pleosporales, Pleosporaceae. Gene Ontology annotation, biological process: transmembrane transport. The record is from RefSeq and is a predicted model, not a curated record. Gene Ontology annotation, molecular function: transmembrane transporter activity. Gene Ontology annotation, cellular component: membrane. The transcript is spliced from 4 exons. The coding region runs from base 1 to 1260 and encodes 419 amino acids.